Messenger RNA from Coniophora puteana RWD-64-598 SS2, 1335 nucleotides. Its product is annotated as kinase-like protein. Gene Ontology annotation, cellular component: autophagosome; cytoplasm. NCBI's taxonomy places the organism in Eukaryota, Fungi, Basidiomycota, Agaricomycetes, Boletales, Coniophoraceae. Gene Ontology annotation, molecular function: protein serine/threonine kinase activity; ATP binding. Bases 1 to 1335 code for a protein of 444 amino acids. The transcript has 8 exons. Gene Ontology annotation, biological process: autophagy; peptidyl-serine phosphorylation; protein autophosphorylation. The record is from RefSeq and is a predicted model, not a curated record.
AUGGUCUAUCAUUACCUCCCUUCGGUAUGGGGGCUAAUGCGCAUCCGCAUCCCUAAUCACGGCUGGUUGGACCGAGAUAUCCCCCUACAAGCACCCAAAGAUCGUUACAAACUAGGACGCGCUGUUGAUCCGAACGACGUUGUGUUUUCCACCGAUGCAAUCGGUUGGCUGAUUUCUUGCUCCGUGAAACAUGUUCUGGCUGACAUGAUCAACCAGAUCAAGAACACCUUUCCAUGUAUCGUACCGGUGACCCUGACGGGAACCCGCUAUACUGGGCAGAAAGCCACACCGACUUUGUCACCCGAGCAAGCACUUACCUGCCUUCUUGCAUGGCCUUACCUCAAUUCAUUAUCACAGGUGGAUGGAACGUUGUUACUCAAAGAUCAAACUAGGCAAAUUGUCGAAGGGUCUUCCAUAACGCUUACCGAUGGUGCCGAUCCUUACAAUUCUGACCUCAGUCCAAGCCUCGGCACAGGUGGCUUUGGACAAGUGUACGAGGCCACAGAAAUCAAAACUAGAAAGGCGUAUGCUGUAAAGCGAUUACCCAAGAUCCCGUUCCUUCCUGCCAGACGGCGCAAUGCACCUAUCCUCAGAGAAAUCUGGCUUAUGAUGCAACUUCGCCACUCAUCUGCUUCUUCAGUUCUCGUCAUGGAGAAAGUAGAAUACGGCGAUCUCGAAGGGUUAAUCCAGCUGCACGAUCCGAUGUCAGAAGACACGUCGAAGCUAGUAGUCGCUGAUCUCUGUGAUGCACUUGAAUACCUUCACUCCCAUCGAAUUGUGCACCGCGACAUAAAGCCAGGGGUAGGCUACCCAUUCUGCCAAUUGCAAGCGAUUAUCCGUCUGGACAACUUCUAUUUUCAGAAUAUCCUUGUUUCCAACCUGGACCCAAUCCGCGUCAAACUCGCAGACUUUGGUCUUGCAAAGUUGAUCCAUGAGGGCACUUACGCAGGCACAAUAUGCGGUACUCCAAUGUUCAUGGCGCCCGAAGUCUCUGCACGCGACGCACCUAUUGGGCAUAGGCUGUCAAGGCGCUCUCCAUUUAAGAACAGGGGUCGAGGUGUUCCUCAAGAAAAUGGCCAAGAUCUCCAUUUUGUCAAGCACCAAUCUCCUAUCUUCAGGCGUUUACCGCAUGCAGUAACUCCGGGGGCCAGAGAUGUUUUGAGCAAAUUGCUUCUUAUAGACCCAUCUAAGCGCCUCACUGUCGCUAGCCUCAUGCAUCACGAGUGGAUCGAGCAAACUUGGGAGCACCGACAUGCGCUUACCUUGACACAUCAAUCAGAAGAUCCGACCUAUUCUGUUAGUUUGGGUGCCCAGUCCGAACUAGGUGAUCCUUGA